UCACCAGCUGGGCACAUUCAAAAUUUGUAUUUAAAGUAGGAGCGUUUUAUUGUUUUUUGUUCAUUUUAACAACGCUGUUUACGUUGGCGGACCACUUGGCGGCAAAGGAAACGCAAUUAAGUCGCGUCCGAACCAAAACUGCAAAUAAUACAAGCACGAAAUACACACACACCCACCCACCCACGCACAGACACGGUGUCAGCAACAAAAUAAAGGAGACCGUGAGAGAGAGCAAAAACAGCGGUAAAUUCGGCAAAUAACGUUACACAACCCACCAAAAGUGCAGCACCAGAGAGCGGCAGAACGAGAGCCAGAGAGGGAGCGCAAAAGGAGCAAUGGGUCUACUGAGCGAGGGCAGUCCACUCUCCUGGGAGGAGACCAAGGCACUGGCGGACCACGUCCGCGAGCACGGUGUCAACCAGUUCAUCAACCUGUACCACAGACUCAAGGACCGCCAGGGCGACAUUCUCAAGUGGGGCGACGAGGUGGAGUACAUCAUUGUGAAGUUCGACGAUGAGCAGAAGGUGGCCCGCGUGGCGCUGCGCGCCCAGGAUCUGCUGGCCGAGCUGAACGAGAAGGAGCUGGCCGAUCCCAAGGGCGUCAAGUCGCUGUGGCGUCCCGAGUACGGUGCCUACAUGAUCGAGGGCACUCCCGGCAAGCCCUUCGGCGGCCUGAUGGCCCACUUCAACCUGGUGGAGGCCAACAUGCGCUACCGUCGCGAGGAGGUCACCGAGCUGUUGGCCAAGGACGAGUGCGUCAUGUCCAUCACGAAUUUCCCGCGCCUGGGCGCGCCGAAUUUCACCUAUCCCCCGGCCCAGCCGCGUCCCGAGGAUCCACUCAGCUCGGCCCGCUCGCUCUACUUUCCGGACGAGGCCAUCUUUCCGGGUCAUCCGCGCUUCAAGACCCUCACCCGUAACAUUCGCAAGCGACGCGGCGAGAAGGUGUCCAUCAAGCUGAAGGUUUUCAAGGACACCAAGACCAAGCUGCCGGUGGAGGGUGCUCCGCCCGGGGAGCCCGAUGUGGUGCUCCUGGACGCCAUGGGCUUCGGCAUGGGCUGCUGCUGCCUGCAGCUGACCUUCCAGGCCUGCAACAUCACGGAGGCGCGCCGCCUCUACGACCAGCUGGCUCCCCUGUGCCCCAUCAUGUUGGCCCUGACGGCCGCCUCGCCCAUUUACCGGGGCUACCUCACCGAGUCGGACUGCCGCUGGAAUGUGAUCAGCUCGUCGGUGGACUGCCGCACCGAGGAGGAACGCGGACUGGUGCCGCUGGAUAAGCAAAAGUUCCGCAUUGCCAAGUCGCGAUACGAUUCCAUCGACUCGUACCUGUCGCCCGAGGGAGCCAAGUACAACGAUGUGCCGCUCACCUACGAUGAGACAGUGUACCAGCGUCUAAUCGAGGGCGGCAUCGAUCAUCUGCUGGCCCAGCAUGUGGCCCAUCUGUUCAUCCGCGACACGGUGUCGCUGUUCAGCGAGAAGGUGCACCAGAACGACAACGAGGACACCGAUCAUUUCGAGAACAUCCAGUCGACCAACUGGCAGACCAUGCGCUUCAAGCCGCCGCCGCCGAACAGCUCGAUUGGCUGGCGCGUGGAGUUCCGACCGUGCGAGGCGCAGAUCAGUGAUUUCGAGAACGCGGCCAUCGUCUGCUUCGUGGUGCUGCUCACCCGGGUGAUCCUCUCCUACCAGCUGAACUUCCUCACGCCGAUCAGCAAGGUGGACGAGAACAUGCAGACGGCCCAGAAGCGCGAUGCCUGUCGCAAGGAGAAGUUCUGGUUCCGCAAAUCCUCGAAGACCACCGAGCAAAGGGCGGCCAAGGCGCAGGCCCAGGCCCAAGCUCAGGCCCAGGGCCAGACCAAUGGCAAGGCCACCUUGAACGGCAAUGGACUGGCCAAUGGCAAUGGCAGCGAGAACGGCGACCAGGAGGAGCAGCAGCCUCUCACCAACGGUACGGCCAAGUUGAAUGGGCAUGGCAACACCAAUGGCACCACCAAUGGCACCACCAACGGCACCACCAACGGCACCACCAAUGGCUCCUCCAAUGGCGCAGAUAGCGAUCACACCGACACCGAUGACGAGGAGAACGAGCUGUUCCAGCUGCUGUCCAUCAAUGAGAUUUUCAAUGGAAAGCCCAAUGUGUUUCCCGGUCUGGUGCCAUUGAUCCGCAGCUAUUUGCAGUCCAUGGAGGUGGACACCGAUACGCAUUGCACCAUUGAACAGUAUCUGCGCUUUAUUGAGAAGCGUGCCGCCGGCGAGCUGAUCACCACGGCCACCUGGAUGCGUGAGCAGGUGCUCAGCCACCCGGACUACAAGCAAGACUCCGUGGUGAGCGAGCGCAUCAACUACGAUCUGCUGAAGCGCAUCCAGGGCAUCCAGGAGGGCAAGCAGGUGGAGCCGGCGCUGCUCGGCCAGGGCUAUCAUUCCAAGACGAAGACGAAAGAGUUCAUUCCGCCGGCGCUGCAGAAGCAACUGGCCAAGAACGGCUGCUGCGAGGAGAAAUGAUCGAGGAGCGCGCUGCGGACGCGACCAACGCAGCUGGCCGCCGGUGGCCGGCGCAUGUGAUUCGGGUUUUGUGGGUCCGUUUGGAUGUAGUGCGGCAUAUUGUUGAGGGCAAAGUCAAAGGCAACGGCGAAAGCGAAAGGCAACGGCAACGGCAAAACGAACCGAAACGAAGCGGAUACGGAGCAACAUUUAUCAAUAUUAAUUUUAUAGCAUAAUUUAAAAAAAAAGGAAAAACGAAAAGGAUUAACAAUAGCGUGCACCAGGAUCCUAAUUGUGGACAAAUGUUUUGCGGCCGUGCGUGGCCUUUGGAUGAAUGCGCAAAGAAGGCAGACAGCAGCAGGAGGAGGAGGAUGUAGAAGGAGGAGUGUGGAGUGAGGACUGAGGACUGAGGAAUGGUUAUGGGGCACAUGAGGAUCCCCGCGCGCGGAUCCCCAGCCAGCCAGGUUAUCCUCCGCUUCACCAGGCUCUCGUCGUCAUCGGUUUCGAUGGAAUUUCGGAAUAUCGGGAUCCCCCGAGCCCUCGAUCACAACUGAUUUGCAAUAGUUGAAAAGCUAACAAAAGAGAACUACGAAAUCUACUAUAUACCAAUGUCAAGGACUACAACAACAUAAAUCUCAACCAAGUGCCGUUCCGCAAGACCUACAAAAAAUAUGAAUACAAAUAGUUCAAAACGAGGCAAGGUUAAGCGUAUUUCUGUUUGUUUUCGUUUACAUCAUAUAUUUAUUAUAUUAUUCCUAUUCUUAUAAAUGCAAGUACAAUGGAGAGUUGUUUUUUUUUUAAUAGAUCUAUUUACACACACACACGCAAAACACACAUAUGUCUAAAAGUGGCCUGCUGUUAUUAAACUAGAUAUGAUAAGUAUAACUACAAACAACACUUGUGCUAUUAUAAUUUAUUGUGUAUGUGAUUGUUUCACCAUUAUGCUACGAUUAUGAUUUAUUGUGACCACAAGCAAGCAAAUAAACGGAAAAAAUUGUUGAA
Drosophila biarmipes is the source of this 3479-nucleotide messenger RNA. RefSeq names its product glutamate--cysteine ligase (gene Gclc). Gene Ontology annotation, biological process: glutathione biosynthetic process. Lineage: Eukaryota; Metazoa; Arthropoda; Insecta; Diptera; Drosophilidae. Gene Ontology annotation, molecular function: glutamate-cysteine ligase activity. The record is from RefSeq and is a predicted model, not a curated record. The transcript has 6 exons. Gene Ontology annotation, cellular component: glutamate-cysteine ligase complex. The coding region runs from base 336 to 2498 and encodes 720 amino acids.